Molecule: messenger RNA, 2692 nt
Organism: Alligator mississippiensis (American alligator)
Lineage: Eukaryota; Metazoa; Chordata; Crocodylia; Alligatoridae
Gene: ANKUB1
Product: ankyrin repeat and ubiquitin domain containing 1
Exons: 6
Coding region: 151-1731 (526 amino acids)
Molecular function (GO): protein binding
Source: RefSeq, a predicted model, not a curated record
UGCUUUAAAGAGAAGAAACUCUGCAUUUCGGUUGGAUAUUUAUAGUUUCUUCUGGUUUGCUUUGUUUUUAAUAAUGGAUAUGAAUUUUUCAAGGCAUGUAUUUUGUUAGCUUAUCCAGGCCUUUUAUAGUUUUUAGCAGCAUUUUUCAAGAUGAGGAUUUUCAUAGCUUUUGAAGGACUUUGUGAAUCUUUUGACAUUUUGGCAGAGCAGACUGUGCAAGCUGUAAAACAGAUGAUAAAGGAUUAUUUCCAUGUCCCCCUUUCCGAAGACAAGCAAGGCAGAAGAUAUUUGGAGUUGAUCUAUGCAGGAGCAGUGCUGAAGGACAACUGGAUUAUUGCUGAUAUAGGGAUAUCAGUUUCUUCAGUUAUUAGAUGUGUUGUUAAGGAAGAAGACAAGCCGGCCUUCUAUGUAUACAAUAGUGUAAGCCAAGAGAAAGUACCCAUUAUGGGGAGUAUUCAUCUUCUUGCAACAAAGGUGUCCUUUUUGAAAACCCUGGUGACCCUGAAAUGUGGCUUUCCAAAUAGUGUUUAUUGUCUUAGGACUCCAGGGGGCAGGGAGAUGUAUGACUGCAAUACACUGAAUGACUACCACUUAGAUAUAGGCACAACACUGUUUCUGGAUGUAUGGGAUGGAUGGAAAGAAUUUCUGACUGGAUGUCUCUUAGGAAACAAUCGUACAGUCCAACGUCAUCUAUCCAGAGAAGAGCCAGUCCUCAAUUAUCAAAAGAGAGUGGCUCUUUACAUGGCAGCACAUUUUGGCCACCUUGGGCUUGCAACAUGGAUCCUGCAGCAGGGAGCGAGACCUAAUCAAGCAGUUGGUGUUCAUCCCUAUCGAGAGUGGUGUCAGGAAACAGAGCACCCAGAUAUAAAUAAGUGUCCAGUGCAUGCAGCUGCAGAAGCAGGCCAACUAAUGGUGUUAAAGGCCUUCAUCAACUGUACUGUGUUGUGCUUAGAAUGCCAAAGCCCAACAGGGCAAAUUCCUCUGAACAUAUGCAUCAAACACAUGCAUAAGGACUGUGUGUUAUAUUUAGUUACCAAAAUUUGGUCAGUAGUUUCUUAUCCUAAUUUUUCACUUCCCAUGAAGAUCUACAUUAAGUUAAAGCAGUGGCUUCUCCAAGCUCAGAGUCACAUCCUUUCCAAGAAACGGCUUAACCAGGGUACAGUCUUCAGAACACGAGUUGGGGACAUAAUUACUGUAGAUGGCUUCACAAAGCCCAGAAUGACUUCCAAGUCCCCAGUCAAGAAGACAGCCAACAAGGGCUACAGGUUACCAAAUCUAUCUGAUCAUACUCAGCAUGAGAGAGAGUCAUAUCCCCUGACAAACACAAAAAACAACCUACAAUUAACAAAGCUCAAAUUACCUCCUUUGGAGAAUGUGAAUAAACUCUCUAAUAUACGCAGACUUCAGCAAAAGAAGAAGAAAAGGAAAAAUGUUGCUCAGCCUACAAAGGAUGAAACUAUGGACCAACAUAUAUGUUUAGCUAAAGUUCCUUUGCCCCCAGUUUCUAAGCUCCAGAAUUCAUGGCCUCCUUUCUUCUAUUCCACACCUCAUGCUAAAUUGCUUCUAAACUCUUCUUUUGAGUCUUUCUCAGAAUACAAUGGGAGAUCUCCAAGACAGAAUGCAAUCUACUACUUAGCUGUUGCCAGUGCAUUUAAAGAGAAGCCAUGGCUUCAGCAACUGGAAAUUGCAAGAACCCUAGCUAAGAAGAGUGUCUGCAAACCUGUAAACUGAAUAAAGCCUGAUUUCAGACUUAAUAUUUCCUGGAAUCUGUACUUUGGAAUAUUUGAAUCUUCUUACAAUCAUGUCCUGUUUAAUAGAAACCCGUAAGUCCAUAUUUUCCAUGGAAAUGCUUCAAAGAUACAGUUAAUAAUGGUAUUGUGUUAUAGAAAGAUAAAUCAUUACUGUAGUUGUGUGAUAAAUCAUUGUGUAGUUUUGAUCUGUGUGACUAAAAUGAAGAUAAAAAUAGAUCGUAAUGGAACAAAAAUAGUUUGAAAAUUGAGUAAAAUGUUAACUAGAUUAAAAGUCUGUUUUUAGCAUUAUGUAGCACCAGUCCAUGAUGUAAAAAUUAGAUCAUCUAGAGCAGAGGUUCCCAAACUUUUUUGUAUUGAGGACCCCCUUCCAGAUUUACCAACUGCCUGCAAACUCCUACCACCAUGUUUUAUAUUUUAACCCCUUAAAUGCCGAUUAUUAUAAUGAAAAUUAAAUCCGCCGUUACAUAAUUUCUUAUGCAUACCCGCACAAGAUUUCUUGCAUCUCCUCAGGGGUACAUGUACCACAGUUUGGGAACCUCUCGUCUAGAGCUGAGAAGCAUGAGAAGAACUUGCAAGAAUCACCCACUUGAAAGACCUUCCACUCAUCAUCUUUAAAAGUUUCAAAAUAACUUUGGAUAAAAUUAAAUCACAUUAAAGCCUUCUCUGCAGCUUCUGCCAUCUGGAGCUCUCCUUCCUGUAUCCAUCUGCUUUACUGAGUCUUUCUCUAUCCAGGUCUCAGUUGCCAACCAUCUUGUUUCACUUACAUGCCCCCAUUCUCUUUUGACUCCAGAAUAUGUAUUAAUUAAAGUCCUAAUACUGCAAACUAUUACUUGCAGGAAUUCUUACUCAUGUGAGUAAUGCUUCACAUGUGUCUCAGUGAACUCAAUUAAUACAACGUGCGAUGCAUGUGAAUACAUGUAAGAUACUGGUCUUUAUUUUUU